GAAAGAUAUUCAAACGGGUCAGCCAAGGUGGUCGAAAGCUGCCUCAAGGAAAAUCAAAUAAUUAAAAUGGCGAAAUUAUUAUUUAUAAGGAGAAAUAUUAAGAAAAUUUUGUUGGUAGCAGUUCCUAUCCUUUUGCUGCCGAUUCCAAUUGCACUGCAGUCAAAGCAAGGGAACUGUGCCUAUGGCCUCCUGUUGAUGGCGGUAUUUUGGAUCUCGGAGGCCCUACCGCUGGCCGUGACCGCCAUGUUACCCGUAUUCGUGUUUCCUUUGCUGGGGGUCAGCAAGGUCAAAACUAUGACCAGUUUAUACUACAAUCAUAUCACCUUUGUCUUAAUCGGAGGCCUAAGUGUUGCCAUUGCAGUUGAAAAGUGGAACGUACAUAGGCGGAUAGCACUCAAACUGCUCCUUCUCAUGGGAUCACAACCCAAAUGGUUGAUGUUAGGGUUUAUGUUAAUCACGUGUUUCCUGUCAAUGUGGAUGAGCAACACCGCAACAACGUCCAUGAUGAUCCCUAUAGCACAAGCAGUCCUUGUACAACUUAUCAAAACCAAAAAAAGAAAUACGUCAUUGAUGAAUCAAGAAUUUGAAGUUACAGUAGACAUGCCUUAUAAUAAUGAGAAAGAGAGAGAGGAAAUUCAAAAUGGAACUGAAAUCAACAAUCUCCAAAUAUCCAAGAAAUCCAAUGACAAACUAGAGGUUGUAGAAGUUAAAAGAAAACUGGAGAAUGAAGAAGACUAUGAAAAUUUCAAUUUUGACACUCUGGAUCCCGCGUCUAAGAAAUUUUGCAAAGUGUUUUGUCUGUGUAUCUGUUAUGCAGCAAACUGUGGAGGAAUCGGAACUCUAACAGGAACCGGUCCAAAUCUGGUUAUGAAGGGGCAGGCUGACAUGAUGGCAGGUGGAGAAUCUGUGAUAACUUUCACUUCCUGGUUUAUUUUUGGGUUUCCUAUAGCUGUAGUCAACUGUAUCAUAGCGUGGCUAGUGCUUCAGAUAGCCUUCUUUGGAGUGACAUCACUUUUAUGUACAGGCCAGAAAGACGAUUCGAAUACUGUUCAGGAAGCUAUUAGAAAGGAAUGCCAGAAGCUAGGACAAAUAACAUUCGCAGAGAAAGCAGUACUCGUCCAUUUUGUUGUACUGAUAAUUUUAUGGUUUUCUCGUAAUCCAGAAUUCGCUCCGGGAUGGGGUUCUUUUUUCAAAGAUGGUUACCUCGGAGAUUCCGUGCCAGCCAUUAUAGUUAUGGUCAGCUUGUUCACAUUUCCGAGCAGACGUAUGGUCAAAGAUGAUCCAAUGGAUAACGUCAAGGAAAUCCCGCCAUUAUUAGACUGGAAAACUGUCUCAGCGCGCAUGCCUUGGAACGUUGCACUUCUGUUAGGUGGCGGAUUUGCUCUAGCAAAAGCCUGCACAGAGUCCGGAUUAUCUGUUUGGCUGGCCAGUCAGAUGUCUGCGUUUAGAGACAUUGAUUCCUGGUCAAUGAUUUUUGUCAUCUGUUUAAUAGCCUCGUUUGCUACGGAAGUCACAAGUAACACCGCCAUCUGCACACUGCUUCUUCCUAUCCUGGCAGAACUCGCCAUAGGAAUGCAUUUAAACCCCAUAUACAUUAUGUUACCAGCUACAAUAUCAACAUCUUUCGCCUAUAUGUUGCCAGUUGCCACACCCCCAAACACCAUUGCCUUUUCCUAUGGUUAUCUAAAAGUGAUUGAUAUGGUCAAAAUUGGAUUCAUAUUAAAUCUGCUUUGUGUUGGCGUUGUGACUAUAGCCAUAAAUACCUAUGGCAUUACGUUCUUUCAACUGGACGAGUUUCCGGAAUGGGCUGACAAAUUCCUGAAGACGUCAACUGAAAUGAACUCUUUAAAAGAUAAUACGACCAUUGUCUAUACAGACGGGGUCAUUUAUAACUUCUCUCUUCCUUUACCAUAAAGAAAAUAAAUAAAAUGCGAUUUAUUUACAAUACGAAA
This is a messenger RNA of Saccostrea cuccullata (small rock oyster), 1952 nucleotides long. Its product is annotated as solute carrier family 13 member 2-like. The record is from RefSeq and is a predicted model, not a curated record. Gene Ontology annotation, molecular function: transmembrane transporter activity. The coding region runs from base 67 to 1914 and encodes 615 amino acids. NCBI's taxonomy places the organism in Eukaryota, Metazoa, Mollusca, Bivalvia, Ostreida, Ostreidae. Gene Ontology annotation, biological process: transmembrane transport. Gene Ontology annotation, cellular component: membrane. The transcript is spliced from 14 exons.